AUGCGCACAUGUGACUUGAUCUCCCUGGACGCGGAGACGCCCAGCGAGCUGGGCUUUACCAUGGCUAUGACAGAGGACUUGACGGCGGUGCCCGAGACUGUACACCGCGCAGCAGACGCAGCACCUGCAGCUGCAGCACCUGGGCCUUUGCCUGGGUUCGGCGCGAACCAGGGACGUCAAGCACGACGUCAAGCACGUCGACGUGUGGGAGCGAAGCUUUUGCCAAGCACAGAUUCUCAACCGUUGGAGCCGUCCUUCGAGCCCAGCAAGGUUUGCCUCCGCCACCAGACUGCCAAGCAGCUGGGCGCCACCCCGAAGAACGCUACCAGCCGGGAGGUGAAGGUCAUCGUUGAGGCCCCUGGCCUAUCAGCAUCCCAAGACAUUGGAUUAACAUCAUUUCUAUUGUGCAAAAGAUGCAUCAACUUUCCCUGA
Durusdinium trenchii is the source of this 432-nucleotide messenger RNA. The record is from the annotation of a GenBank genome assembly. Lineage: Eukaryota; Dinophyceae; Suessiales; Symbiodiniaceae.